CGGCGAGGCCGCGGGGGAGCCGCAGGGAGCGAGAAAGAAGAGGAGACGGGGCGGUGACGGUGUGUGCCCCAGUGGGCCCAAGCCAAAGGUGAAAACAGCGCCAGAAGCGGGGCUGCCCGCACGCGUACGCUGUGAGGGCUGCGUCGGGCGGCGGCGUCCCGCGCUGUGUCCUCAGCAGGUUUACUGCCUUACUCGUUGGGAUGCCGGAAACAGUAAAGGCGUGUUUUUCUUCCGUCUAGCUAGAGCUUAGACUGCAGAAACUAGAUCUUGAAGGCAGAGUUGUAUCUGGUUAAUUCACACCUGACGGAUACAAGUCAGCGCAGGACGGUCCGCCUGAACGUAGGGAAAAACUGCUCUGCUGUGAGGGUGACGGAGCACUGGCACGGGUGGCCCGGAGAGGCUGUGGCGUCUCCAUCCUUGGAGACAGUCAAAAGCCGUCUGGACGUGGCCCUGGGCAUCCUGCUUGGACAGGACUAGAUGAUCUCCAGAGGUCCCACCCAACCUCAACCGUGCUGUGAACCCAAAGUUUCAAGCUCGCGGUAACAUGUGUGUCAUCCAGGUUAAAAUUAAUUCAGUGCUCAGUUUGGGAGAAGAAUAAGUACAUCUUAGACUGUGAGAUGGGUCUGAUUUGUAUUGGAUUAGAAACGGAAAUUCCUGUGGUUGCCAGGGGAAAUGAAAUUUCUGCUCAUUAUUUUGCAAAUCUUUAAUUAGGCUGCACUGAAAACAACAGCGGCAUUAUUUCUUUACCCAACUUAGUAUGAGAGAUGAGGGACUAAUAAUUAUGGCACCACAUGUUAUUAACAGGUGAUUCUUAACCACUUGAACCUAAAGGGUUGUCACCUCUGUUUAGCUUUCUUACUCAAUGACAAACGACUGUAAAAUUAAACUGGCUCAAUCCCACUGGGGCAGGCUCUGUCAAACUUAAUGAGCACAGAGUUUAUUAGCGUGGUGGGGAAAACACAUCUCAUGGUGGUUCUUUAUCUGGUGGGAUUUGAUCUUCUGUGUUUUUUUAUGGUCUCUCUUCCAGCAUACCAUGAUGUCUUUCCAUCAUGCAACAAAGAUUAUCUUUAACAUUUUUGUAGAUUAUAGUAGCUCCACUGGAACAGGCCAAACGGCAAAUGGAAGUCUCUACAAUCAUUUGUUUUGCUUACUUAUUAGCUUUUAGGAGAAUUCAUGAGUUGAGGACUGUGGCCCUAAGAACUGUUGUGUUGACUUUGUGGUACAGUCUGUGCUCAUCUCUUCUGUCUGACGCUUUCUUCUUACAGUUUCCUUAACGUUUACUGAUACAUUUUUUUUCCUGCAGGGGUCAGUAAACCUAUCUGCCAAAGCAGAUCACGUAAUUCAAAUGAAAUAAACGGGCUUCAACAAAACCUUUUGUGAAGUGGCUCCAUAUAACCCUUGUAUAAACGCCCAAAGCUCUACAGCAGCAAUAGGUGAACAGGUUGAGAGAGUGAAACGCCAUGUUUGCAAAUUAAGUAACCUUAAGUCUCCCUGUUACGUAUUUCUACCUAUGCUAAUCCUUAUUAAAUACAUCUUUCAAAUUAGAGCAUCUAGGUUACUGAAAUAUUAAUUAGUAAAUUUAAUAUUACAGUGUGAUCUGAAAGGGAACCGUUGUCCAUAACGAUAGGAAAAGUUAUUUUAAAUGUAGUUUAUUGUACCUAAAUAAUACAUUUUACUAUAGUAGUACUUACUGUGUAGUUUUACUCUAUAAUUCCCUUCAUUUUCCAUGAACUUAUGUGAUUACAUAAAACCUGUCUUUUAUUUCUCUUUUACAGGAAAAGUCAUCGCGCUUGUCAGCAGCGUUAUUUGGUGAGGACUGUGAAAUCAGCCACGACCAGGUGUAUGAGUUGUUAAAGUAUGCAGCUUUGGGAAAAUGCCACAAUGCAACACAACCCAGCUGGUGCCGCAUUUAUCACCAAAGCCACCUGGCUGGGGUUGUGGUUAUUGUUCUGCAUGAAAUGAGCCAACUCCAUUUCUACAAAUUCUAUUUACAGUUCAGACACCUCAGAAAAGUGUUCCGGCAUAGAUUCACAUUACCACCUUCUUCAGCUACCUUCCUAGCCAACCUGUAUGGAGAAGAAGCAAACUUGAAUCCUCAAAACACUGCACAAGGCUUGACUUCCACUAGCAGUGAAUGUGUUCCUAACAGCUCAGACUUGCAGUGGGAUCCUAUUAUCCAGAAAUAUGGAAAAGAAAAACGAGGCAUGACUAGCUACACUCUAACUUUAGAAGAGCUGAAAAAGAAUGAUUAUCCCAUGAAAGGCUCCCCUGGCUGUGAGGACUAUAUGUACACAGAGUGUGAUCAGCAGAGGACAGACAGCAGCCCCCUCUUUGGUCUGGAUUGUGAAAUGUGUCUGACGGCAAAAGGCAAUGAAGUCACUCGUGUCUCUUUAGUGGAUGCACAGGGUCGCUGCCUCUUGAAUGAACUAGUCAAACCUGAAAGCAGGAUAGUGAACUACCGCACCAGAUUCUCAGGAAUCACAAGAAAAAUUCUUCUUCCAGUGAAAACAAAACUGGCAGACAUCCAAACCAGACUAAAAAAAAUGCUUCCCCAUGAUGCAGUAUUGGUGGGUCAUUCUUUAAAUGCUGAUCUUCAAGCCUUGCAAAUGAUCCACCCCAGUGUUAUUGAUACUUCAUUGCUUUUUGCCAGAAAUGAAGGUCGAAGAUUUAAGCUAAAAUUUCUAGCCAAAGCAGUUUUAGGGAAAGAGAUCCAAUGUGAACAGAAGCUUGGACAUGAUCCUGCAGAAGAUGCUAGAGCUGCGCUGGAAUUGGCUCAGUUCUUUAUUGAGCAGGGACCAGCAAAGGUAGCAGAACUAAACUUGGAGAUGCUUCUGACAACCGAAAGACUGACUGAGGUAUCACAGAACAAAUCCGCAUUACAACUGCAACAAAAUAGAGUCCAGAGACAGUUGAAUGAUCCGCCACGUUUAUCCAAACCAUGUUUUUUAGACUGCUUGCAGAUGACUGGCCAAAAACCCCUCCUUUUGGGCAGACAGGAACUAGACUCUUCUGGCUUGUGUCAGAGUAACCUGAGCACUUCAAACAAACAGGUUCUUCAGAGAGCCCUAGAAGAUGUUCCCCUGUCCACAUUCAGUAUCAUUCAGUUCAGUUUGGAUCCAGAGUACGUUGCACCUGACCUUCUUGCUGGAAUUUGUGAAAAGGUGAGAAUCAAGCUGACUGACAUGCUGACAAUUUACGCAGGUCCUUUUGAUGAAAACUUUUGCCUGAAGUCCGUGAAGAAAGAAUUUGGGAGGUGCGGGCCAAUCCGAUCUCUUACAGUGGUGACAGAAACAUACCGGCCCUAUGUCUGUAUCCAAUACGAAGUGCUGGAGGCUGCCCAACUUGCUGUGGAAAGUCUGAAUGGAGCUGAGGUAGCAGGAUCCUGUAUUAAGGUUCAGAGACCUAUCACUGCAACAAUGCUGGACUGUGACGUGCUCAUAAAGGAGCUAGAAUUAGAUAUAGAAAAUGAAGGUGUGAUUUAUGUGGCGGGUCUAAAGAAGUCAUUAACAGAGACAGACUUGCAAGAAGAAUUCAGCCAGUUGAAAGACCUAGAAGCUUUGUUCCUGCCAAGGGAUCUCCAGAGUGGAAAGCACAGGAACUGCUGUUUCCUCAAAUUCCAGAAAUCAGAAAGUGCUGUGGAUGCCCUUGAAGUUAUAAAUGGAUGGGCAAUGACGGGCAGCAGGCUAAGAAGUAGGAAGGCUCUUGCGCCAGGUCACCUCUGGAGAUGGAUUGGGCAAAUGGAUCACGGCAAUGGGAAGCAAAGAAGAAAUAUUUUAUGUGAGGAAAAGGAGCAACAAUCUGACUCUGAACAGGAGUUAAGGAAAAAGCUGAAGAAGCUAGACCAGCACAUCAGGAAGCUUUAUAGACGUCUGCAGAAUAAUACCCUGUGCAUUGUUCUCUUUCCUGGGGUGAACAGCAUACAUGGAUCACAGUCUGGCCUUGGUCUGAUGGGAAUAAAAGAUGACGGAGCGAGGAGUGCUUGUUAAGUUGCCAAGUUUUUAAGCAAAGUCUUUUGUUAAGAUAUUUUUAAUUACUUUAAAUAUUGAUGUAUUUGUAAAGGUCUCUCUCGUACCAUAAGAACAAUAGGCUUUCAUGUUGCAUCUUUCAUAAAGUCUAAAAAUAAAAGCUAUUCAAAACA
Messenger RNA from Struthio camelus australis, 4138 nucleotides. The record is from RefSeq and is a predicted model, not a curated record. Lineage: Eukaryota; Metazoa; Chordata; Aves; Struthioniformes; Struthionidae.